AGUCCCAAAGACUUCCGGUGCGGGUGGACGUCGCCGGCGGUCCUUCCUACGUAAACUCCGGGCGGGGCGUGCGGGAGCCUGGGUGGUGAACUGUGUUAAUUUUUAGGCGGAGACUGUUCAAUGAAGAAAGACCUGAGGAAGGAUCAGGACAGGCAGGAGAUAGUUAACUGAAAGGAAUCUGCCCCACUGCUACAACCAAACCAGAUGCCUUCUUCGACUUCACCAGACCAAGGGGAUGACCUGGAGGCCUGUCUUUUAAGAUUUUCAGACUUGGAUUUGAAAGACACAAGUAUUAUCAACCCCAGUAGCAGUCUUAAAGCAGAGCUAGAUGUCAAUACAAAGAAGAAAUAUUCAUUUGCAAAGAAAAAGGCAUUUGCCCUUUUUGUCAAAACCAAAGAAGUUCCAGCACCGUCUUAUAAAUGCAAAGAAAUAUGGUGGAAAUGCUGUCAGCAGCUGUUCACGGGCCCCACUGGCAUCCACAGACACGUGGCGGCACAGCACGCUGAUGAGGUUUGGCACCAGACUGCUUCUGUUUUGAAGCAGCUCGCUGUGGCAUCGAGCACCUCAAAGAGCCUUAAGUCUGCCGACAAAAGGAAUCCACCGAAAGAAUGCCUUACUCGAAACCAUGACAUGUCUGCUUGGCUCCCUGACAUUAGUUGCUUUAGCCCUGAUGAGCUGAUAAGUGGUGAGGGCAGUGAUGAAGGAGAGGUGUUACUUUAUUACUGCUAUCGUGACUUGGAGGAUCCCCAUUGGAUCUGUGCCUGGCAGACAGCUCUGUGUCAGCACCUGCACCUCACAGGCAAGGUGCGAAUUGCUACAGAAGGAAUCAACGGGACAGUGGGCGGAAGCAAAUUGGCCACCAGACUCUAUGUGGAAGUCAUGCUUUCCUGCCCAUUGUUUAAGGAUUAUCUCUGUGAGGAUGAUUUUAAGACCAGCAAAGGAGGAGCAUGCUGUUUCCCCGAGUUGCGUGUUGGUGUAUUUGAAGAAAUUGUGCCUAUGGGGAUCAGUCCCAAUAAGAUCUCCUACAAGAAGCCUGGAAUCCAUUUGUCCCCGGGUGAAUUUCAUAAAGAAGUAGAAAAGUUUUUGUCUCAGGCAAAUCAAGAACAAAGUGAUACUAUCCUCCUGGACUGCAGAAACUUCUAUGAAAGCAAAAUAGGACGCUUCCAGGGCUGCUUAGCCCCAGACAUCAGGAAAUUCAGUUACUUCCCUAGCUACGUUGACAGAAAUCUAGAACUUUUCAGAGAGAAGAGGGUACUGAUGUAUUGCACUGGGGGCAUCCGUUGUGAGCGGGGUUCCGCUUACCUCAAAGCCAAGGGAGUGUGCAAGGAAGUGUUCCAGCUCAAGGGUGGCAUCCACAAGUACCUGGAGGAGUUUCCUGACGGUUUUUACAAAGGGAAAUUGUUUGUUUUCGAUGAGCGUUAUGCUUUGUCCUACAACAGUGACAUAGUGUCAGAAUGUUCAUACUGUGGAGCCCCAUGGGACCAAUAUAAACUCUGCUCCACUCCCCAGUGCCGUCAGCUCGUCUUGACCUGCCCCGCCUGUCAAGGACAAGGACUAACAGCCUGUUGUGUCACAUGUCAAGACAAAGGGAGCAGGCCGGCUUCAAGCCCUGCCCAGCACAGCUUUAAAGAGGAAUGUGACUGUACAGCCCGACGGCCACGCAUACCCAGUGAGCUUUCACAGCAGGCGCCACCCCCCCUGAGCCCGGAGCCAAGACUUGAUGUUGCUGAGGACGGGCCCUGCUUGUGUGAGCGGCACCGGCAACAUUUCCCUGAGGCUUCACAAAGUUAGGUUUGAAGCAGCCAUGUAUUCGGAAAUAGCCAGGCUGCAGCAACAGAGAAAUGGGGAACUUGGGUGCUGGCCAAUGACACCAUGGCACACUGGUCACUUAUUGGCCACUUAUCCUAUAUAAUAAAAGCCUAAUAUGCUAA
This is a messenger RNA of Myotis davidii, 1931 nucleotides long. It is a transcript of the gene TSTD2, whose product is annotated as thiosulfate sulfurtransferase (rhodanese)-like domain containing 2. The record is from RefSeq and is a predicted model, not a curated record. The transcript is spliced from 10 exons. Lineage: Eukaryota; Metazoa; Chordata; Mammalia; Chiroptera; Vespertilionidae. Bases 205 to 1791 code for a protein of 528 amino acids.